Molecule: messenger RNA, 2299 nt
Organism: Haliotis rubra (blacklip abalone)
Lineage: Eukaryota; Metazoa; Mollusca; Gastropoda; Lepetellida; Haliotidae
Product: kxDL motif-containing protein 1-like
Exons: 4
Coding region: 37-486 (149 amino acids)
Biological process (GO): lysosome localization
Cellular component (GO): BORC complex
Source: RefSeq, a predicted model, not a curated record
UGCUUACCAAGGGCAGAUAACUCUGAUGGUGUGAUAAUGGCUGCUAAAGAAAUGGAUGAUUCCGCAGAGUCAGGUGCUGAGGUCUUCGCUGACGCCUUGGUCGGACAAGUGAGGAGAGACGAUGUAGCUUCAAUGGUUCAACAUCAACGAGAAAUGUUGUCUAGGUUUGAAAAGACCAAUGAGAUGCUGAUCAACUUUAAUAUGCUGUCUUCCAGUCGGUUUGAAACAACAAGUCAGGAGUUUAAGAGACACACCAUGUUGCUGUAUGACAUGAAGAAAGACUUGGACGUUGUAUUCCGGAGGAUAAGGAAGUUGAAGCAGAGGCUGUCGAAGAUGCACCCAGAAGCCUUUUCAGCAUGUAGCAAUGUGUACAACUUUAUAGAGGCAGAAGACGAUGAUGACGAUGAUGAUGAUGAAGAUGAGGAUUCUGGCACGGUCAAGGUCACACCUACUGUUGAUGUGAAGGUCAAAGCUGCCAAACCAUGACACUUGUUAAUGUUACAGAGAUCAUGCUGACCUUGGACUUGUUCUUGUUACAUAUGUAACAAAUGUGAUUGAAUGAAAAUGUGCUCCUUGGUGGUGAUCUCGAGAGGAGAUGACUUAGCUGGAAAAGCUUCUAAAGCACUUAUUUCGUUCCCCAUCUGUCCAGUAGCCACUGAUGUAUGUGUUGUCUUUAAAUGACAACACACCUCUCAGCGAAGGUCCCUGAGAGGAUUAUCAACAUCCUAACUUUGUCUGUGAUAAUACCUAGUGGUGUGAUAGCCAUCAACUGAAAAUGUCCACCCUAUGUCUCAUCUUGUCUGUUAGCAUCCAGGGGCGUAGCUACCAUUAUAAAAAAAGCCCAGGCUUACACAUGAUUUUGAAAAUGAAAGUGGGGCAAGCUCUCAAUACUAUUUAAAUGCAUAGCUUUGUAACCUAUCAGGCUUACACGAAAAUAUUGGCUUGCUACGAGCCUGGCAUCAUCAGGUUGAGAUCUGAGCUCAGAUCAGGGACCAUUUGAAUAUUCAGCUUUUCAUCAAGAUUCUGAGGCUACUGCUUCCACAUUACCAUUAUGUAUAUUUUGGAGAAUUAUGUAUUUAACUUAAAAAAUCCCUCCUGUCACGUGACAGCAUUUAUGUCAGAUUAAGGUAUCAACAAAACUCUGUACAUUACAUAUCACUUUGAUUGAAUAAGAAUGAUUUUGAAAUGAUUUUCUAUAGGUGGACAUUCUGUUUAGAAAAUAAGCUUCAUGUUACCUAAGCAAUGAUUAUACAGUCUAUGAAAGGCCCACCACAUGUGUUAGGUUACACUUGUUAGUUUAUGUCCUGUAUAUCUUUCAUAACAAAUUACUAUGUUAAUCUCAAUAAUUUAUUUUCUAUUGGAUUAUUUAUAUUUGAAUAACAGUGUGUUGAUGGUUCUUUUUGCCAGGGAAAAUACAUGCUAAAUUUGUUAAAAAUGCAAGAUGCUUACUUUGUUUAGAGUAAAAGUAUUCACUUUUGUAUUGACUUGUAAGUGUUUGCAUUGCCAGACUUUUCAGUUCAUAUGAUGGGUUAUCAUGACUAAACAGUUAAAUUGCAGGUGGGCUUUUCCAUUUAAUCCAUACAAAAAAUAUAAUAUUUUAGGGGAAAGUUUCUCUGUUAAUGGAUCUGUAAAUUUCAUCCAGAAGAUAUGCCUAGGAACAUGAGUAGCCAUGGGGGCUUUGUGCAAUGAGGACACAUUGACUAACAGUUGUCAUGGCCAGGCAGUUAAUGACUGGUACAUCCAUACUGGUGCACCACCUGCUUAUCAGUGUUAGAAAUAGCUCAGCCAUGGAAAUAUUGAGAUGGGCCAAAGUGGUCAAAGACUAAAUCACUUGAUCCUGUCCUCCCAGCGGUCAUGCCGUGGUAUAAUGCAGAUACUGUUAGAAACAGUGUUACAGCCCCUUGGCUGCAACCAAGGGACUACUGAUCAUGGACAGUGGGAGUGUUUGGUUUGGAGAGGUCUAAAAUCUCAGUCUCGUUAUUAUGACUGAUUUUGUUCUGUGAUGUCAACACUGAUGAUAUAUCAUCACGGAAGCUAUUUCUAACACUGAACACAGAGCUUGAACAUGCUGCAACCCUGCUAAAAGCAGGACAAGGCCUUCACUCACUAUCUCUCCACAGUUGUAAAUAAUGCAUGCGAUCAUCCAGAGGAGAAUAUCAUCAAGAUCAUACUUCAUACUUCAUUAUAUUGGUUCAUCAGCUGCUUUUCCAUGCUAUGGAAGCCUGACAAAUGAGUUGAAUGCUGUUACUGUGGACGAUCUAGAUUGGCUGGAUGUGAGAAUAAAGUGUCACUGUAUUCA